Messenger RNA from Closterium sp. NIES-65, 465 nucleotides. The record is from the annotation of a GenBank genome assembly. NCBI's taxonomy places the organism in Eukaryota, Viridiplantae, Streptophyta, Zygnematophyceae, Desmidiales, Closteriaceae.
AUGACCAGAAGGCGAAUGAUAUGCGAGGAGGAGGAGGAGGAGGAGGAGGAGGAGGAGGAGGAGGAGGAGGAGGAGGAGGAGGAGGAGGAGGAGGAGGAGGAGGAGGAGGAGGAGGAGGAAGAGGAGGAGGAGGAGGAGGAGGAGGAGGAGGAGGAGGAGGAGGAGGAGGAGGAGGAGGAGGAGGAGGAGGAGGCGGAGGGAGGGAGGGCCGUUACUGGCGAGGCUACACCCACAAGCCACAGACGCAAGGGAGCAAUGGCGGAGGAGGAGGAGGAGGAGGAGGAGGAGGAGGAGGAGGAGGAGGAGGAGGAGGAGGAGGAGGAGGAGGAGGAGGAGGAGGAGGAGGAGGAGGAGGAGGAGGAGGAGGAGGAGGAGGAGGAGGAGGAAGGGGCAUGGAAAUCGAAAAAAACAGAGGGUCAGGCCUCUGCCCUGCCUGCACCGACGGAGAAAGUAGGAAUGACAUGA